AUGACUGGAAGGAAAGUAAAGAAAGCGCCCCUGGUGGCCGUGUACGCCGUGAGGGGACAAACGGCGCACCUCCCAUGUAACCUGACGCGUCCACCCCCUGAGGACACCGUAAUUCUCGUCUUGUGGUACAGAAACGACACAAAGACGCCAGUGUUCAGCGUCGACUCCCGGAGGCUUGGGGAAGCUGACGGGCGCGAGGCGGGGAGCACGAGGGCCUCAGACUUAUUCCAGGGGCGCGCCAGCUUCCAGGAGGGCGUGCAGGGGCGGUGGGACUGGGCUCUGGUGGUGAAGGAGGUGGAGUUUAGCGACCAGGGAGAGUACCGAUGCAGACUCGAUUUCCAGUCCACGCCAACACAUAACGCCAGAGUGUUGCUGUAUGUUGUGGAGUUGCCUAGGCGUCUGGAGGUCUUUAGUGAGGGCGGCGUGGCGGCGGAGGGUGUGGUAUCUGUGCAGGAAGGGCGGCCGCUCACCCUCACCUGCCGGGCGUGGGGAGGGGACCCGCAACCCAACGUCACCUGGUGGUCAGGAGACGAACUAAUUGACUCGGAAGUGGAGGAGCGAGCGGAGGUUCCAUUCAGCACCACCACUACCUCCACCUACUCCCUAGACGACUCCUUCCCCCCGUCCUCCUACUCCACGGACGUCACCUCCUCGUUCUCCUCCUCCUCCGACACCUCCUUCAAUCAAGUGACGCCCCAGGAUGCCCAGAUCACUAAUAUCCUCCACUUGGAAGCCGUCACCGCCGCUCUCCUGGGCCAGAAUCUCACCUGUACGGCCGCCAACACACCGGUUCUCACGCCUCUCAGUAAAUCGCUCUCCCUCCUCGAGAAAGGCGAGGAGUCCGUGGCGGUUGAGCUGAGGACGUUACCGCAGCACCUGUCCGGGGGGCGCACGUACAACCUCACCUGCGUGGCCUCAGGUGUGUGGCCGCCCCCCACCCUCACCUGGCGACUCCGAGGCAAGAAGAUCACCCGCAAUGUUCAUCUGAGGCACCCCGGCGGAGACCUGACGGAGGGGGUGUUCGAGCUGCGGGCGAGCGUGGGGGAUGACGGCGGCCUGCUCGAGUGUCAGGCCACCUCCCCGACGCUGCCUCACCUAACCGCCACGGACUCCGCCAGGCUCACCGUGCACUACGUGCCCCAGGCUAGCAUCAGCAUCGAGGGGGGCGAGGGGGGGCUGGAGGCAGGGGAGUCGGCCAUUCUCACCUGUGCAGCGCGCGCCAACCCGCCCGCCUACAACUUUACCUUCCUGCUGAACGGGCGGCCGCUGCAUCGAGCCAACGUGGUAGAGAGUGGACAGUCUCUAACACUACUUGAGGUAACACACAAGGACGCGGGACUCUAUACAUGUGUUGCGUCGAAUUCUGAGGGAGAUGGACAGAGCAACGCCGUACCCCUCCAUAUAGACUUCCCCCCUGUGUGCGCAUGGGAGGGGGUGAAGGAGAUGCUGGCGGUGGUUGGGGAGAAGGUGAGGAUGGAGUGUAAAGUGCUCGCUUCUCCCCCUGACGUCAUGUUCACCUGGGAGAGGGUCACUUUCACCGCUAACAUGACGCAGCUGAGGUCGGCACUGCAGCACGACGACUCUGGCCUCACCUCGACCGGCUGGGCCACGGCGCAGGGCAACCUCAGCAGUACCCAGGGAGCCAUGCGGGCCGAGUGCCAGCCGAGGAAUGACCUGGGGAAGGCUGACCAUCCGUGUGUCUUCGCCAUCCGUAUUGUGGGGGAUCCGAGCCCACUGACCGGCUGCCACCAACACGACAUCACCACGGACUCGGCGAGCGUCACCUGUGAGGACGUGGUUUCUCCGGGGCACCUGGCGCACACUUACCACUUGGAGGUCAGGGAGGGUAACCACGUGGCAGCGACCUACAACAACUCUUUGCCUCGCUUCAACCUGACGUCGCUGGCUCCCGGACGCGACUACACACUGGUGCUACACGCCGCCCACGCCAAGGGGAGCAGCCCGCCCACCUACCUCACGCUGCGCACCCUCACCCCUAAGGCCGAACAGGUGGCGCCGGAGAGAGUACCUGUGGAACUCAAGAACCCAGGGGAGGACGCACCCACACCCACAGACACCCCGCGGGACCCUGGAGGCACCCCGCUAAGUGUGGUGGUGUCUGGGGCGGUCGUGGGCGUGGUGGUUGGCGUGGCGGUGGUGGUGGCGGGCGUGGUAACCUGCCGCGCCCGCAGAGGCCACGGCAGCUCCCCGGGGAAGGCUCACCACCACCAUCAUAACGUCUCGGGUGAAUCGUUGCUGGAGAUGCCGAGUCAGGGGGUGAUGUUCCCGACCUAUAGUGGGGGCAGCCAUCCCUCGUGUGAGCUCCUGACCACCUUCUCGCCCGGCCCCGUGGUGGUGACCCAGGUGACCUCCGCCCGCUCCUCCCGCCGCUCCUCACCCCUCAUGCGCAAGUCCUCCACACGCAGCGCACCCGGCGGGAGUUCCCCAAGGAGGACGCGCCCCCGAGCUGCCUCAUGUCGCGGUGGUCCUGUUCAUGUCCUUGAGGUGGAGGCGGAUGACAUCACAACACCGCGGGUCGAGAUUCACUCCCCGUCAAGGCUCUCCAGGCUCAGCUUACGGAACCUACGCCGAAGGGAAUCCCAGCCUAUCAUGAACCGGGAAUCCCAGUCCGUGCUGAGCCUACCGCAUUCCCAGGAGGUGGAAGGGACCCAGGGAGCGUUAACCCCCUCCAACGUGCAGCCUCAGCCUCAGAGUGAGGUGCAGAUGGAGCAGAGUGUGAUGGGGCUGACCGAGGAGCAGAUAGGUUUUGAUACUCUCCAGCCCCCGCAGCCAGUCCUCGAGCCCCAGCCUGAUGUAGCACUGCCCCCAGAACCCCAGGCUGUCCUCCCUCCCCUCACAGCUCCCUACGUCCACCUGACACCUCCCCCUGGGCAUGUCUCCCCUGCACCAUUACCCCAGCAGCUGGCUCUCUCCCCCCAGGUCUCCCAGCAUCACCUCUCCCCGCACCCCACCUCGCACCCCCUCCACCACCCCCCGCCACAGCCCCUCCACCCGCAGAUACACACAGUCUCGCUCCCCCAGGUAAUGUACCCCGCCGCCCUCCCCCAUAUGGCCCCGAUCCCCGUGGUUGAGCCCCCCCCGCAGUCCCCCCUCACCUCUACCCCCAGCUUCACACCUCCACACUGCUCCUCCGCACGACGCCCCAGUACACCAUCACCAUCCCCCACGGCACAAUGCCACACCCACACCCACCUCCACUGA
Molecule: messenger RNA, 3222 nt
Organism: Eriocheir sinensis (Chinese mitten crab)
Lineage: Eukaryota; Metazoa; Arthropoda; Malacostraca; Decapoda; Varunidae
Product: nephrin-like
Exons: 16
Coding region: 1-3222 (1073 amino acids)
Molecular function (GO): protein binding
Source: RefSeq, a predicted model, not a curated record